Messenger RNA from Bipolaris oryzae ATCC 44560, 561 nucleotides. RefSeq lists its product as uncharacterized. The transcript is spliced from 2 exons. Lineage: Eukaryota; Fungi; Ascomycota; Dothideomycetes; Pleosporales; Pleosporaceae. The record is from RefSeq and is a predicted model, not a curated record. The annotation marks the transcript as partial.
UCACCCACCAAACCCUCCCCAGCACCCAUCAACAACGAAACCGAAAACUACACUACCGCCUUCCCCUCCCUCCCGCCAACCACACCCGCAACCCACGCCCACAUCAUCAACCUCCAAUCCCCGCCUCCAACACCAACCCUCCAAGACACCCUCGUUACAACCCUCUACCACACCUCCCCAGCAACGCUAUCCCACUUCCUCGACCCAACCGUACACACCUUCAAACAAGUACUCGGAAAAAGCGACAUAAAGCUUGUAAUUUGGCGCAAAGGCGUCGAAGUUUUUAUUGGCAUGUUUGAAAAUCAUACGCAACUAAAGACUUUUCGCUUCCUGCACCUUGCGGGUUUACUGGUCGGAUAUGAUGGGAGCUGGCGUGUUACGUGUGUGGCGGUGAAUGCGUAUUGUGCAACAAGGUGGAGCGAUGUUUGGGCUGGGAAGUUUGAGUGUAAAGGAGGUGUGGAUGUGAUGAGGGUUUAUAGGGAUGAUGGUGAGGAGGAGGAGGGGGUGGAGAGGGGGGUUAGGGAGAUGGCUGAGAAGGUGAUGGCGGGGAAGUUUUGGGAG